GACAAAAUAGGUUUCCAAAGGAAAGCCUUUUUAGAGAAAUACAGACCAUCUAAUUUAGCUUUUGGUACUAUUACCUGUGUUUAACGCAUUUCCUCUGAUAUGUAUAAUCACAUUUGUAAUUUGGGUAUACUAAUUUGCUAAAUUAUAGUGUGUUAACUAAUUAAUUAUUCGUCAAGAAAGGUUGAGCGACUCUGACUGUUUCUCAACUGUGCGAGGACCUCACUGGAAAACGAAACAUACACGCCAGUAGCUCUGGAUUCUAAUAUAUAGCUAGCUAAAUGAUUACUUAUUGCCGCAGAUAAUAAGGUGUAGUUAAACACAUAAUGGUAGACACAGAGGAAAGAGUCGUAGGUGGUGGUGGUGCCCUAUCAUCUACCAUGAACCCAGGUGGAAAGAACAAAGAGAAUGAGAAGAAGAAGAGGUCCCGUGUGAAACAGCUGCUUGCAGACGUGAAGAAGCAGGUGGACUUUUGGUUUGGGGAUGUCAACCUUCACAAGGACAGGUUUCUAAGACGACUCAUUGAGGAGUCACGAGAUGGAUAUGUUGAUAUAUCUGUUUUGACGUCCUUCAACCGAAUGAAAAAUCUGACAACUGAUUGCAAAUUGAUUGCAAGGGCACUGAAAAAUUCAUCUGUUGUUGAGGUCAACCUAGAGGGAACUAAAGUGCGACGGCAGCGUCCAAUUGGAGAGGAUCCGAAAGAUGUAGACAACCGAACAGUCUAUGUGGAGCUUCUGCCCAAGAAAGUAACACACGACUGGCUAGAACGAGUGUUUACCAAAUGUGGAAAUGUGGUUUACGUCAGUGUACCGAGAUACAAAACCACGGGCCACUCCAAAGGGUUCGCCUUCAUUGAGUUUGAGACGGAAGAGGAGGCACAGAAAGCCAUAGAGAUGCUGAACAACCCUCCAGAGGACGCCCCCAGGAAACCUGGCAUCUUCCCUAAGACCAAGAACAGGAAGCCUAUCCCCGAUCCACCCACCCUGAACACCACACUAGACGAGGAAAAGAAAAGGAGGAAGAAGAAGAAGUCCCGGGGUAGCACCAAAGAGGACACCCCGUCACAGGCUGAGACAACAGUGGGCGGGGCCAAAGAACAAGAAAUAGAAUCUGAGUCUAAGCCCUCUGACAGGAAGAGGAAAUGCACGGCAGAGGGUGCAGAGGUUGUAGCACCUGAAGGGGGCACAGAUAAGGCCCCGGCCAAAAGGCUAGAGAAGAAGAGACGGCGGUCCCAGGCAGGGGAAAGCACAGAGAGUGACGUCCAGGGAGACAUGCCCGCUAAGCUGAGAAGGAUGAGCGAGGGGGAGGAGGGCAAGGUGAAGGAGGAAGACAAGGUGAAGGUGUGCGAUGGGAAAGAUUUGCCUGUCAAGGUUGAGGAGGAAGAGGAGGAGAAGAUGGACGACUCCCUGCUAAAAGCUAAGAGGAAGAGGAAGAAGAAGCACAAGGAGAGGGCGAAGAUUGGUGAAGAGGUCAUUCCUCUCCGGGUUCUCUCCAAGAAAGACUGGCUGAAGUUGAAGGUGGAGUAUCUGACCCUGCAAAAGAGGAGCAUGGGAGCUCUGAAGGCGUGCCUGACCAAGUUCCACCACAAGGGGGCAGGAGCAGGAGAGAAAAUGGAGAUGGACACCAGUCUCCAACAGAAACAGACAUCUUCUGAGGAGAGUAAGAAAGCAGGUGAAAAGGAGAGCCCCCUUGGCCCUCAGUUUGAGAGUGGUUGCAUCGUCAGGAUCACCCACACCACACCCUUACCUGGCAGAAAAGUCAUCAAGGACGCUCUCUCUGAGGUGUCCCCAGUGGUGUAUGUGGACACCCUAGAGGGGGAUGCCGAGGGUCACGUCCGCUUCAAGACUCCAGCAGAGGCCAAGGCCAUCAUUGACGCUCGUACCGAGCUGCAGCACAAACACAGCUGGCAGCUGGAGAUCCUUUCUGGCGACCAUGAACAAAGGUACUGGCAGAAGAUCCUGGUGGACCGCCAAGCUAAGUUGAACCGGCCCAGAGACAAGAAACGGGGCACAGAGAAGCUCAUUUCCAAAGCCGAGAAAAUCAUCAUAGCCCGGGCCAAGGAGGCCACUAAGCACAUCCGCUUCAUGGAAGACUGAUCAAGACUGUCAAGUUCUACUGUGCGUCCUUUCUUUUCUGAAUCAUUUUCGGAAUCCUUUUCUUCCCUAAGAGUUUAUUGAAAUGUCGGCCAUUUUGUCAUUCCUAAAUAGUUUGAUGUUUUUGUUUUACUGUUCAUGAGUGGUACAAGCAGAGAAGCCAUGGUUUUAAAAUUGAAUUUUAAUAAGUCAUGGUAACGUUGUGUUUAUUUUUUAAACAGCCAUUCUGUCCAAUGUAGUUUCAGUUCCACUAACUGGAAGGUUAUGUAUGUUCUACAAGCAGAAAGCAGCUGCAUUAUUUAAAUUGCGAAUAGGUUCGCUCACUAGUCUUCUUUUAUUGUGUUGUAGUGAGAGCUGCCCAGAUUUCAGUUAUGAAAUAUGAAUGUAUAUAUGCUGUACAUAGGAUUUCAAAACUUGCUCAGAGCUUCGCCCAAGAUCUGUUUUCUGUAAUUUGUCAUGGCACCGAUAAACUUUUCUUUUUGAAGUAAUGUACCUAUUUUCUAAUUAAUAAACAUACAUUUUGGUGGUUAAAGGCCCAGUGAAGUAAAAAAACAAAACGUGAAUUUCCUGUGUUUUAUGCGUUUCCACACUGUGAAAAUGCCCUUUUAGUUAAAGUGCUGUUUGAAAUUUCUGCCAGUUUUGGUGGGAUGGAGUUUCAGCCUGCCUGGAGACAUCACCA
Messenger RNA from Oncorhynchus tshawytscha (Chinook salmon), 2769 nucleotides. RefSeq names its product La ribonucleoprotein 7, transcriptional regulator (gene larp7). The record is from RefSeq and is a predicted model, not a curated record. Gene Ontology annotation, molecular function: mRNA binding. Gene Ontology annotation, cellular component: nucleus. NCBI's taxonomy places the organism in Eukaryota, Metazoa, Chordata, Actinopteri, Salmoniformes, Salmonidae. The transcript is spliced from 13 exons. Gene Ontology annotation, biological process: RNA processing. The coding region runs from base 324 to 2093 and encodes 589 amino acids.